AGGCAAAGAAAAAGAGAGGGAACUCGAAUUCCAGUCCGAGAGCCACCGCCCUGCUCCGAUCCAUUCGAAAUGGGCGAUGAUGACUACGGCCACCGCACUCCGCUGUCCAAGGCGCCCCGGGCCGCUGCGCCGAAGACCCCGAUGGCCUCCCGGCUGCAGUCCCCGCCGUUCCCCCUCGGCUCCAACGACGACCAGCUCGAGCGCGCCCAGGCACGCGCUGCCGCCCGCGCCGCCUCCGUCCGACGCAGGUCCUCCGCCCCCAACGCUUCCUUCUCCUCCGGCGUGGCCAGCGACUUCAUGGACCGCAGCCAGAUCAUGGAUCUCUUUCAUAAUUGCAUCAAGCUCGCCAGCGAGAACAAAAUUAACCAGAAAAAUACAUGGGAGCUGGGCCUCAUAGAUCACCUCAGUGAGAUCAUCAGGGUUAGUCCUGAAGACGAUGAUGAGACCAAUUUCCAAAAGGCAAGUUGUACUCUGGAAGCUGGGGUGAAGAUAUACUCGAUGAGAGUUGAUUCAGUGCACUCGGAGGCAUAUAAGGUUCUUGGAGGGAUCAAUCGAGCUGGCCGAGAAGAAGAUAAUGAUAACAUGGAAACAGUUGAUACCAUUGAUACUGCACAAGCAGAUGGCCUUUCUAAGAAGGACCUGGAAAGAAAGAUGUCACCUCUGUUGACAUUGGAGUCAUCUUUCGACGUGCUUAAUUUGAAAAAGUUUGAUGUGGCAUUCGUUGUUGAUCCUCUGUAUCAUCAGACUUCUGCACAAUUUGAUGAAGGUGGAGCUAAGGGUCUUCUAUUGAACAACCUUGGAGUUUAUGGUGGUUGUCGUGUACUUUUUGAUUCAUUUGAGUACCCAGAAAAGUGCAUGUCAUCUGGAAUUGAAAAUGACCAACCUGAAUUUAUUGAUCUUUCAUUUGCUAAAGAUUACAUUGAGAAAAUGAUGAUUUAUAUGCCUGCAACAAAUGAUAUUUCACCAACACUGAGGGAUAUUGUUAAUCAGUUUGAUGAAGAUAAUCGUAGACCACCUGACAUAAAUUGUUCGGCUCAAGUGCCAUUGGUUGACGAUUAUGUACCUGAGAACAACCACAUAGAGCUGGGUGAAAUUGCAUCUGAUGAUGAUUGUGGACCUUGGAACCUUGAUCAUGAUCAUCAGUUGAGCAUAGUUGAUGACAACUCUACUAGCACAAACCUGAAUUUUACAAGCCACCAGGAGGAGGAUUUUGACUGCACCUUUGGUGGUCCUAUUGUGGAAGAAAAGUUUGAGAAAAUUGCUGAUUUCUUGUCUCUAGGCUUGGGAUUUACUUCAAAAUCAAAUGCUUGGGCAGGACCUGAUCAUUGGAAAUAUAGAAAAGUCAAAGGUACAGAACAAGUUCAACCACCGGAUACCAAUUCAGAAAUAGUAAACAGGAAGCCAAGGAACCGAAAGGAAGCUCGUGAUGUUGAUUUCACAAAAUCAUUGGAAAAUGAUAUCUCAGAUAUCUUUGCACCUCCCAAGAAUCCAAAAUCAUUAACUUUACCUGUGAACAAGGCAACAGUUGUUAUCACACUUCCAGAAGAUUGUCAUUACCGACCCGAAAGUCUUGUCAAGUUGUUUCUACUUCCCAAUGUUAUGUGUCUAGGAAAGAAAGGAAGAAAGUUUUCUGAUGAACCAAGACAAGAUGAUGAGAGCUCUGCUCAAUUAACAUCAUGGGAUAAUGAUAGCACAACAUAUGAUAACUUUGAUGAUGGGACUGCCUGUAGUGAUGCAGACGAUCCAGGGAGUCUUGUUUGUCAACCACGCCAGGUAAGGAAGGUGGAUAUUCAAUAUGAUAAGGUAUCUAAACAAGUUGAUGUUCAUGCACUGAAAGAUAUGCUCUGGAAUCAUAUACAAGAUUCGGUUCAAACCUCUAAUGUGAAACAGGAUUGUGAAGCCACAGUUUCUCUGAGGCAGGUUUUGCAACACUUUCCUACUGACUGCGCAGCAGCUGCUGCCAAGGAUAUCUCGCCACAUCUAAUUUUCAUUUGUCUGUUGCAUUUAGCUAAUGAGUACUCCCUCAGCAUCCAUGAUCAUCCUAGUUUGGAUGAACUUGAUAUACACAUUCCCUCUUCGGCACUCGUCAAGUGAUACUACCCAUCCGAAUGGUCACAGUGCACUUCCUGCUCCCAUGGCACAGGAGUAUUUGAACUGUGGAAGCUCAAGUUGUAAGAUGCUGAUGUACUAGGAGAUGAUGUUGGUGUAUGUUAGUUAGGGUUUUCCGGGUACUGGUACGUGUUGCUUGCUCAAUUUCUCUUCUUUGUUAAAGCUCCAUCUGAUGGAUGAAAAGGUUUAUAGCCUUAUGCAUUGUAUGAUAAAUUAACAUGUACAAGGUUUAUAGCCUUAUCUAUUUGCGAAGCAUUCUUAAAAAAUAUUUAAUAAUGUUUAAUUA
Molecule: messenger RNA, 2395 nt
Organism: Musa acuminata subsp. malaccensis (wild Malaysian banana)
Lineage: Eukaryota; Viridiplantae; Streptophyta; Magnoliopsida; Zingiberales; Musaceae
Product: condensin complex subunit 2
Biological process (GO): mitotic chromosome condensation
Cellular component (GO): condensin complex
Molecular function (GO): chromatin binding
Source: RefSeq, a predicted model, not a curated record